AUGUCCAUCCAAUUUCACACCUUCUCUCUAACAUCUCCGUUUUAUUUCUCUCUCAUGUUCUCUCCAUUUUUGUUCUCUCUAACAUUCCCAUUAUAUUUCUUCUUUUCCCCUAAUAUGUCCAUCCAAUUUCACACCUCUUCUCUAACAUCCCUGUUUUAUUUCUCUCUCAUGUUCUCUCCAUUUUCGUUCUCUCUAACAUUCCCAUUAUAUUUUUUCUUUCUCUCUAAUAUGUCCAUCCAAUUUCACACCUUCUCUCUAACAUCAACGUUUUAUUUCUCUCUCAUGUUCUCUCCAUUUUUCGUUCUCUCUAACAUUCCCAUUAUAUUUUUCUUUCUUUCUCUAAUGUGUCCAUCCAAUUUCACCUUCUCUCUAACAUCCCUGUUUUAUUUCUCUCUCAUGUUCUCCUCCAUUUUUUCGUUCUCUCUAACAUUCCCAUUAUAUUUUUUUCUUUCUCUCUAA
Acanthosepion pharaonis is the source of this 459-nucleotide messenger RNA. The record is from the annotation of a GenBank genome assembly. Lineage: Eukaryota; Metazoa; Mollusca; Cephalopoda; Sepiida; Sepiidae.